AUGGCUUUCUCGUCGGUCGUCGUUCCGCUCUGGGCCCUCUUUGCCCUCGUCUACGGUCCAGCUCCUGCGGCCGCCGUGACGCUGACCUACUGUUCAUCCGAGAACACCGGCGCGUCCUUUGAUCCUAAGUCGAGUAUCUUUCAGUCGAACGGUCUAUGCCAACAAACAUGCACGGCGGACUAUGCGUUCGCAAUUAUUCUCGGCGAGAAAUGCUGGUGCUCCAACUACGCCCCCGGUUCCACCACCAGUACGUCGAAUUGCAACAGUCCUUGUCCCGGCUAUCCGAGUGACCACUGUGGAAACACUUCCGACAAUCUGUAUGCCUAUAUCCAGCUUUCCAACCACGAGCCCUCGGGAACGGCGGGGGCAACGUCCACCGGCACGACCGCUACAACCGACACGCCUGCACAGGGGAGUACCACAACUAACUCAAUGCCUGAGGCUUCAACUGUCACUGUAACUGCGACUCCUGAGUCGAGCAUGACCUCUUCCUCUACUUCUACAACCGCCCCUACGACCAGUGCUCCUACAACCACGGCGCCGAUCGUGUCGGUGCAAACGGUCGCAGGCCAGCCCGUUACCAUUACUGUCGUGAAUCCGGCGUCGCCAACAUCGACUGCUGCAGCUUCCAGUGACAGUCACGGCUCCGGGUUGAGCGGAGGAGCUAUCGCUGGUAUCGUCAUUGGAUCCCUAUUGGGGGUGGGCGCGCUGGUGGCAUUUGGACUGUGGUUAUGGUUCUUCGGCCGUCGUCGCGACUCGCGUAACGUCGCCUCACCCGACUCGCGAUACGACACCUUACUUGAUAACCGCCGGCAGAGCAAAGCCUCCCAGAUGAGUUUGAUGCGGGGCUGGUUCUCGCCGCACUCGGAGAAAUCGUCCUCUCCAGAUCAUAUGAGCCCCGCUCCAGCCCCUACCUUUACCGACAGCCGCAUGAAACAGGAUGCCGUGCUCUAUCCGAGCGGGAGCCGGCACAGCACCGUGUCGCUCCAGGACGAUCAGGACUACUCACGGCCAGUUUUACGGCUCACGAAUCCCGAUUGA
Messenger RNA from Rasamsonia emersonii CBS 393.64, 1041 nucleotides. Its product is annotated as ER membrane protein Wsc4. The transcript is spliced from 5 exons. The record is from RefSeq and is a predicted model, not a curated record. Lineage: Eukaryota; Fungi; Ascomycota; Eurotiomycetes; Eurotiales; Trichocomaceae. The coding region runs from base 1 to 1041 and encodes 346 amino acids.